Lactuca saligna is the source of this 1647-nucleotide messenger RNA. The record is from the annotation of a GenBank genome assembly. NCBI's taxonomy places the organism in Eukaryota, Viridiplantae, Streptophyta, Magnoliopsida, Asterales, Asteraceae.
AUGGGUCGGGGAAUAGCAGAGGAAGCGCUAGUCCUUCUUCGUAAAAGACUAAGUGAUCUCAAUUUCAUCUUCUCCCUCCUCUCCUAUUGUCCCGACAGCAACUACAGUUAUGCUCUACCUUCGGGCAAGGCUAAAGCUGUAGCACGGGAUACUUUGGUCAUUUGGUGCUCUCUUGCUUCCAGAUUGGGCCAUUGGGCUUUAAAAGCUGAACUUGAAGACCUCUGUUUUGCUGUUCUUCAGCCUCAGAUCUUCCAGCAAAUGCGAUCUGACCUGGCCUCCUUGUGGACACCCAGCAGCAGCAGUAGCAAGGUAGGCAACCUGAGAAGUCUAUCAGCCAAAAGUAGCUCAAAUCCUGAGUAUGAAGCAUCAACAGAAGAUGUCGUAGUCAGCAUGAAGGAUCUUUUGCAGGCUGUUAUUCCAUUUGAUCUCCUGCUUGAUCGAAGAAAACGUAUUAAAUAUAUUCAAGAUCCAGGGUCAUGCUCAGAGGUCCAAAAAAAACCAAAAGUCGUGAGGGAUGUUGGGAUUGCCCUAGCAUCUCUGGUCGUUUGUGAGGAAGAACUAGAAUGCGAGUUGUUUAUAUCAACCUCCUAUGUUCCUGGAAUGGAGGUAACCUUAUCUAGCCGCCUUAAAAGUUUGUAUAGCAUUUAUAGUAAGAUGAAUCGUAAAGAUGUGAGCAUUGAUAAAGUAUAUGAUGCGCGUGCACUGAGAGUAAUUGUUGGAGAUAAAAGUGGAACUUUACAUGGACAAACUGUCGAGUGUUGCUACAGUCUUCUAAAUAUCAUACACAAGCUUUGGACACCAAUUGAUGGCGAGUGUGACGAUUACAUUGUCAAUCCAAAGUCAGGCCGAUAUCAGAGCAUGCAUGAAUAUGUUGAGCAUGGAGUUGCUGCCCAUUGGCUUUACAAAGAAGUUGGUAAUAAGUUGUCUACGAAGAGCAAUGUCAUUGGUUCAGAGAUUACAUCAUCCUCAUAUCUCUCGAAUGACAUGGAAGAUAAAAGUCCAGUUGAAGAUGAUAUGUUUCACAAAUAUAGGUCUCAAAAACCAAGAGAUCUGGUCCUUAGAGUUGAAGGAAGCCAUUUGUUUGCUGCAGUAAUUGUCAGGGAUCUGCUUGUGGUUGCGAGCUUCGUACUCGCUGCUUCUGAAGCAGUUGCGGACAGAAGAUCUUCUUCUCAAAGAAAGAGGUGGGAAGCUUAUGCAAGAUUGUACAAGAAGGUUGAUAUAAACGUCUCCCCAGAUGUGGUGGUGAGGGUGUUACAGAGAGGGGGGGGGGAGAAUGAAUUCAGAUGUAAACGUCUCCCCAGGUGUGGUGGCUGUAUCUGUUCUUGUCAUCCUUCUCAUAAGGUCAUGAUUGUUGUUGUUGCGGUUCCAGAAGGACUUCCAUUAGUUGUCACAUUAACGCUAGCAUACUCAUUGCGAAAAAUGAUGUCGGAUAAAGCGUUGGCAUUAACAAAGAUUUUGGCACGCCAAUUGGUGAGGCUUAGACAACAAAUAGCCAACCUACAAAGUAGUCGGGCUCAAAUGAGGGGCAUAACAACACAUACACAUGCAUUAGUUGCACACUCUUUUGUGGCUGUUGGGAUGAAAGGUGCUACCAAGGCAAUGGCAACAAUGAAUAAGCCCUACACUACACUUUUCGGAGGAACGUAA